Molecule: messenger RNA, 710 nt
Organism: Papaver somniferum (opium poppy)
Lineage: Eukaryota; Viridiplantae; Streptophyta; Magnoliopsida; Ranunculales; Papaveraceae
Product: 60S ribosomal protein L14-1
Exons: 5
Coding region: 125-526 (133 amino acids)
Biological process (GO): translation; ribosomal large subunit biogenesis
Cellular component (GO): ribosome; cytosolic large ribosomal subunit
Molecular function (GO): structural constituent of ribosome; RNA binding
Source: RefSeq, a predicted model, not a curated record
GCACGUACUGUCCACUUAUCUCGACAUUUAAAAGGAGAGAACAAAACCCUAAUCCGUCUUCUAAACAAACUCACCGACCUCCUCUAUCCUCCGUUUCUUCGUUCCCACCGCCAGAAAUCUCAAAAUGCCUUUCAAGCGUUAUGUUGAGAUUGGGAGAGUUGCUCUCGUUAACUACGGUGAAGAUUAUGGUAGACUUGUGGUCAUUGUUGAUGUCAUCGACCAAAACAGGGCACUUGUUGAUGCUCCUGAUAUGGAGAGAAGCCAAAUGAACUUCAAGAGGCUCUCUUUAACAGAUAUCAAGAUUGACAUUGGCAGAAUCCCCAAGAAGAAAGUUUUGAUCGACGCCAUGGAGGCUGCAGAUGUUAAGAAGAAAUGGGAAAGCAGCUCUUGGGGAAGAAAGUUGAUUGUUCAGAAGAAAAGAGCAUCCUUGAAUGACUUUGACAGGUUCAAGGUCAUGUUGGCAAAGAUCAAGAGAGGGGGAGCCAUUCGUCAGGAGCUUGCAAAGCUGAAGAAACAGGCUGCAUAAGUUUUGAACAUCACUUGUGAAAUCGAACCUUGUUAGGAAAGAAAGAGGAUUUUGUAGUUGAUUUUUGGCUACUUAUUUUGGUUCUCAUCCUACCAUUUUGGAGAUUUUAGAACUACUGUUGUGUGUAAUCUACUUGGUAUCUGGAUUUUUUAUGCAAAUCUUAGUCGGCAUACAUUUUUCUAUA